Molecule: messenger RNA, 858 nt
Organism: Aspergillus melleus
Lineage: Eukaryota; Fungi; Ascomycota; Eurotiomycetes; Eurotiales; Aspergillaceae
Product: class II fructose-bisphosphate aldolase
Exons: 1
Coding region: 1-858 (285 amino acids)
Biological process (GO): carbohydrate metabolic process
Molecular function (GO): zinc ion binding; aldehyde-lyase activity
Source: RefSeq, a predicted model, not a curated record
AUGCCCCUCACCAACCGUGCCACCACCCUCCUCGACCACGCCGCCACGAACCACUACGGCGUCCCAGCCAUGUGCUGCUACAACCUCGAAGGAAUCCUCGCCACGGUCCGCGCCGCCGAAGCCAAGCGCUCCCCAGCCAUGAUCCUGCUCUUCCCGUGGGCCGUGACCUACGCCUCGGGGCUGCUCGUGCACGCCGCAGCCGAAGCCGCGCGGGCCGCGUCCGUGCCGAUAACCGUGCACAUGGACCACGCGCAGACACCCGAGAUGAUCCGUCGCGCGGCGGACCUGGGCGGCUUCGACAGUAUCAUGGUGGACAUGUCGCAUUACGAGAAGGCGGAGAAUCUGGCCCUGACGCGGGAGCUGGUGCGUUAUUGUAAUGAGCGGGGCAUCGCGACGGAGGCCGAGCCGGGGCGCAUCGAGGGCGGGGAGGACGGCGUGGCGGAUACGGUUGAUCUAGAGGGGUUGUUGACGACGCCUGAGGAGAGUCAGGAGUUUGUGGAUACGGGGAUUGAUUGGUUGGCGCCGGCGUUUGGGAAUGUGCAUGGCGAGUAUGGGCCCAGGGGGAUUCAGUUGGAGUAUGAUCGGUUGGAGGGGAUUAGGGAGAAGGUUGGGGACAAGGUGAGGUUGGUGCUUCAUGGGGCGGAUCCGUUCACGGAGGAGAUUUUCACGAAGUGCAUUGAGUGUGGCGUGUCGAAGGUCAAUAUCAAUAAGGUGUUGAAUAAUGAGUAUGUGAGGGUGCAGAGGGAGAAGGCGGGACGGGUGCCGUUGACGACGCUGUUGGAGGAGGCGACGGAUGAGAUGCAGAAGGCUGUGGAGAGGUGUAUGGAUAUGUUGAAGUCGUCGGGGAGGUAUCCUUGA